AUGCUAUGGACCGUCUAUUUCUUGGCAGUUACGGCAUUCGUAGGUAAGGCUUUUGAAGGACAUUUUAAGAAAGAGUUUUGAUUUUAGAAAAAUCCAACACAGAAGAUCUGGUGAGUCAACUGUUCAAUCAGUCCUACGACCCGGAUAUGAUGCCAUCUGGAGGUCUGACCACUGUCACCAUCACUCCGAACACUUUCAUUCUUUUGUCGAUGGAUCAAACGCAAGAGACGAUUAAGUAUUCCGAGGAAUUCUUAUUUGUACUGUGACAUAGAUCCUUCCUCUGUAGAAAAGUAUAAUUUAGAAGUGGUUUGACCCUUUGUUAAAUUGGAAUAGAUCAGCAGUCGCAUACGAGCGGGAGUGGGUCAAGAUUCCCGCUUCGAAAGUUUGGCUGCCUGAUGUGAUAUUCACAAAUGGGUUUGUUUCCAGAAGAUCAUAUACAAUUUCCGGGAAACUUGCAGAAUCGAAAUGGAUACCUUACUGGACCGAGAUAUGCAGAUGGCAGACCUCCGCUACAAUGGAGAGAUCAGAACGAGCCUUCCGGCCGUCGUCAGUUCCCCGUGCCCGCUCAAAAUUGAAAACUUCCCUUACGAUGUGCAAAUGUGCAAUAUAACGAUCGGACCAUGGAGUUUUGAUAGAAAUAUACUUGCUGUAAACUCUUCAACAGAGAUCAUCUACCCUGAAAAGGGCCGAUUCGAAGGGAACAGCGAGUGGGAACUGAUAUCCAUUGUCACAUUGCGAUCGGAUAACUAUGACAGUAUUCUGGUGAGCUCGAAAAGUUUUCAGAAUUAUAUCAAUUUUGAAAUUGAAGGAUAACUGGUUCUCUGAACUGACCUACAUAGUGACAUUGAAACGGAAGCCUGUCUACUACGUUCUUGUGAUCCAAGCGCCCACUUUCAUCCUGUGCACACUCACUAUAUUCGGUCUUUUCACUCCGAAUAGUAACGAAGAUGAGCGACUUUCUAAGGUUUCAGAUUUAAAUUACAUAAUGUCAGUAAUAUAUUUCAGGUUGAAUUGUGUCUGAAUAUGUUCGCAGCGAUCUCAAUGAUGCUUCAGUUGGUGUCCGAUAUGAUGCCAAAAGCCUCCCGUCUCCCCCUUCUAGGUGUUUUUUCCGUCCAUUUCCGUAAUAUUCAAAACCCUCUUUUCUCCAGGCAAUUACAUAAUCGCCGAAGUGUUCGUCGUCACCGCGGCAACCAUUGCCUCCAUUCUCAUCCAACAAGUGCACCACCAAGUGCACACGACGGCAAUGCCCCCUCCCAACUGGUGAACGACCUCCCACUCUUUUCCUUUGAGCUUCUUCCAUUCAGGCUGCGGUGUCUGGUGCUUUGUGACUGCAAAAGGCGCGGUUCCAUGUCAGAGGCGAGCUCAGACAGUAGUGUCGAGGUGUCGGACAGCGCCAUUCAGCCAUUCAAUAUCUUGAAAAUUUCUCUGCAGCAAGUAACUGACCACAUUAUUGUCGGCGUUUAAUUCGGCUCGUUCAGACCGCAGUCUUGGUUCGUGACGCCAUCCAACGAAUGACAUUUGUCAGCGAGAACCAAUUGCUGUGGCUCAAAAUACUCGACAAGACUGAUUUGUUGUGUUUGUUUAUCUUCCAAGCGGCCAAUGUGGUUGUCACUGCUGUUUACUGGAGAUAA
Molecule: messenger RNA, 1631 nt
Organism: Caenorhabditis sp. 36 PRJEB53466
Lineage: Eukaryota; Metazoa; Nematoda; Chromadorea; Rhabditida; Rhabditidae
Source: the annotation of a GenBank genome assembly